GCGCUUGCCCGGGGUUUGUGACCCAGGCUGACGAGCUGGGUUCUCCAUGCAGCCCUGGCAGAGGCUUUGAGCACUCUCUUACCUUUCCCAGCCGAGGAAGGGUAACCACAGCCUUUUCUUCCUCCGGUCUUAUGAAGCUGGUGUUGAUGCAACCAAGACUUUAAGACAAUGGAAGAGCGGAAAGCCAAGAGGAAGAGCCCCAAGUCUUUCAGUGCCCACUCGACUCAGGUUGUUAAUGCCAAAAAGAAUGCCAUCCCAGCAAGUAAAAGCACCGGGUUUUCAAAUCCCACAUCGCAGUCAGCGUCUCAGAGGCCAAAGUUAAAAAGGGUGAUGAAAGAAAAGAAUAAACCUCCCGGAGGAGAAGGGAAGGGUGCUCAGUCCACACCCAUCCAGCACUCCUUCCUCACCGACGUCUCGGAUGUCCAGGAGAUGGAGCGCGGGCUCCUCAGCCUGCUGAACGAUUUCCACUCUGGAAAGCUGCAGGCCUUUGGAAAUGAAUGUUCCAUAGAACAGAUGGAGCAUGUCCGGGGAAUGCAGGAGAAAUUAGCUCGCUUGAAUCUGGAGCUCUACGGGGAGUUAGAGGAACUUCCUGAGGAUAAGCGGAAAGCAGCCAGUGACGCAAAUCUGGACAGGCUUCUGUCUGACUUAGAAGAAUUGAAUUCUUCUAUACAGAAACUGCAUUUGGCAGAUGCACAGGACGUCCCCAAUGCGUCCAGCAGCUAAAGCGGUCCGCAGCCUGCCCCGCAGAACGAGCAGAGACGCAGCCGUCGUUCCUUUCCAGCUGAGUCCAGUAGCAAAAUCAUCUUCCGCCGCCGCCAACUCUGAGUCAUGCGAAUGCACGCGCAGUGAUCCUGUUCACACGCCGCUUUCGUCCACGUGCUCGCUGUAAUCCACCGCUGUCCGGGGAGGCCUCAUCAGGAAGUGGGGUACAGAGGUGUGCUGCUGUGCGUGCUUCUGUUGCCUUAAGGGUUAUACUUGAAAUGCAUUGUGCUAAACCUUCGGUCGGGCUGAAGGAUCUGUCCUUGCCGCCACCACUCUGACCCAGCGCCGUCGUGGCGCACGGGUGUCCUGUGGUGGUCCAGCUUCCGUUUACGUCAGACAAUCAGUACACACGCGAGUGUGUUUCCCAAUGGCCAGUGACAAAUGUUUAAUAAGUACUUGUGAGAUUUGCUAUUUUUA
Molecule: messenger RNA, 1179 nt
Organism: Mus pahari (shrew mouse)
Lineage: Eukaryota; Metazoa; Chordata; Mammalia; Rodentia; Muridae
Gene: Ccdc28a
Product: coiled-coil domain containing 28A
Exons: 6
Coding region: 169-723 (184 amino acids)
Source: RefSeq, a predicted model, not a curated record